Molecule: messenger RNA, 2451 nt
Organism: Dicrocoelium dendriticum
Lineage: Eukaryota; Metazoa; Platyhelminthes; Trematoda; Plagiorchiida; Dicrocoeliidae
Source: the annotation of a GenBank genome assembly
GAACGCGAGUUGUAUUUUCUUGUGACCAUCGGCGCUCACACAGUGCACCCACCGUAAGUGAGGUGAACGACCUCUGAAGUGGGGAAAUAUAAUGCACAGCUGCAGCGUAUUGUAGUUGCUAAUUCCGUGCGACGGUGCAAACGAACUAUUCACAACGUGACCCCAUGAAAUUGCAGCAUGAAUUCUGUUGAAAGACUGCAAAUUUACGCAUCGUCUAUUCCAUGCUAAUUGGAUACCGCGCGGAUUAUGCGUCGUCGGUUUAAUCUGCAAAUUCUCCUUUUGCGACACAAUGACUGAAAACAAUGUGGCAGUCACAUGUAUUUCCGAGCUUUCCCUAUAUUUGCCGGAGAAAACACAACCAUAAUAGUAUUGUUCUGUCCAAGCAACGGAAGCUGAGAAAAAGAGAAAUAGUUGGACCUCCGAGAGAAGAUAUUGCAAAAUGAAUCCAGAUUCUGUCCUACGCAUAGGAAAAAUAUUUUAUACGCCCUAUGGUGGUGAAGGCGUGGAUUUUGUAGACCAACUUAAUUAUCAGUUCACUGGAGGUCUUCUUAUUGUGUUCAUCGCUGUGAUAAGCAUUCGGCAGUAUGUAGGGAAAUCUAUUCAAUGCUGGGUUCCGCAAGAAUUCACACAUUCUUGGGAAGAAUAUGCGGAAAACCUUUGCUGGGUCCAAAACACUUAUUUCCUUCAUCCAAGUGACCAAGUUCCGGAGGAUGAUUAUGAACUGACGAAAGUUAAACAUAUCGGCUACUACCAAUGGAUAGCUAUAGUUCUUGCUGGUCAAGUUAUGCUCAGCUGGAUUCCGUACCUUCUCUGGAGGGUAGGCUCACGUCGAUUGCCCGUUCUCAUUAGAUCCGCCAAAGAAGCAUCUGUACCAGAUAGAGAAUUGCGUCAAAAAGCAAUAUCAUGCUUAGUAGCUACCUUGGAAGAACAAGCCGAAUCCACUGCACGUUACAGGAGAAUGACUAGUAAUAUCCGGCGUCUUCUUUGUCACAUUCGACCCAAUACGCGAAUUACUUUUCUCUUCUUUAUUGUACGAUUUUGUUUUAUCGGGAAUUCAGUCGGUCAAAUUUACCUCAUGAAGCAUUUCAUCGGGACCAACAGCACCAUGUUCGGAAUCGAGGUGCUAAAUGACAUCGUGACAGGCAAGGAUUGGGAAACGUCUGGGAAAUUCCCACGAGUCACUUUCUGUACGGUUCGCGUGCGCAAAAUGGGGCAAAUUAAACCAGCUAGCUACACGAUACAAUGCGUUCUUCCAAUCAACUACUUCGUCGAGAAAGUGUACGUUUUCUUGUGGUUCUGGUUUGCGAUUUUGACGUGUGUCACUCUGCUGAGCACGGUUCACUGGGCUUUCAACACUCUGCUCCCUGUGCGUCGUGUAGCCUAUAUCAAGCAAUACAUCCGGGCGAUUCGACAACUCUCAAACACGGAAGAACGCGACUGCACCCGAUUUGUUGAUAACAACCUCGGACCAGACGGAGUGCUGAUUCUGCAAGUCGUAUCACGUGUAUCCAGCGAUUUAAUAGCUCUAGACGUAACUGCUACACUAUGGGGCAAUUACAGACAUGCUAAAAUCACGGGUACAGAGGAAGAUAUAAAUCGCUUUUUAGAGAACGUGAACCGCGGUCCGUCUGGAGCUGUAUAACCUUUCAGCAAUUGCUACGCAGAAAGUAACCGUUGGGAGACAGCUAUUUGUGUUCUGUGAUGUAAAAGUACUACGUAAUUCCUUUUUCUAUCAUUCUCAAGAACCGCUCAAAAUAACAACGAUGCCUUAUGAUAUGUCGAAUGCUUGCAUCAACAUUGUUUUUGAAUUAAGGAUCCUGCUUCAGUCCUCUACGCGUCCCUCCGGCCUUUGUAAUUUAGGCAUCUGUUUAAAGGCUAACCUUUUGCACAUCCUUUGGAGGUCAUCGUUACCACCGAUCGGAGAAGUCUAACAGGAUUGCAGAAGAAACGUGCCAGCAGCCAUCUUUGCCCAAAACUUUAUGUUUCCGUGUGCUGAAUAUCCAUUAGAGAUUGAUCAAGGAUUCACAUGCACGAAUGAUGGCCUACAUUUUAAAAACGUAACUACCCGGAAGGCUUCCUUUAAGCUACUUUUGAUACUAAUGGCCUAUGUACAAAAAUAUACCUUGUAGGUAGCUGACUACGCUGCAGUGGUGAUUUGCAGAGUUUCUACAACCGGAUUACCUGCAACAGUUAAACUUUUAUUUACUUGCCGUCUCAAAAUGCUGUACAAUCUGUACAUUCGAUUGUUAAACGGCACUUUCUGUAUACACUAUAACAAGUUACGACAAUUUCACUGCUAUUUUUGUUUAUUAUAUCAAAGCAAAUUAUGUGGGAGUGGAAGUGAAGACUAUUCCGCUACCGAUUUAGUGCCCUGAGUGGUGAAAAUACACUUACAUAACGUCCUUAUUUGUAUCGACUAUCUCUGUUUCUUCGGUAAACUCUACACCUACA